Molecule: messenger RNA, 2555 nt
Organism: Heterocephalus glaber (naked mole-rat)
Lineage: Eukaryota; Metazoa; Chordata; Mammalia; Rodentia; Bathyergidae
Source: RefSeq, a predicted model, not a curated record
CCAAACGCCACCACGCCAGAAGGAUCAAGACUUCUACACUUCAAGAGCAAGGGAAGGAGACAGACGACACUGCUCUGGAGGAGUAAAGGUUAGAGGUGGCUCUGGACACUGUGCAGCCCCAGAGAAGAUGCUGCCAGCCUUCCUGUGGUUUGCAUUCCAGCGCAGCCGCCUCCAGCCGCUGUGCUCUGAGCCUGGGGCGCUGGUCCCAGGUGUGGGAGUCAACAGAACCUCCAGGGGCAGAAGUCUCAUCGGUAAGAUCCAGGACAAUGACCUUCUGGUCACCAAAAAAGGAGUCACGGUGGCCCCAGGAUUUGGAGUGGAUGAGUUUUCCGUGUCCAUCCUCACCGGAAAGCUGACGACUGUCUUCCUCCCAGUGAUCUACACAAUCGUGUUUGUGGUCAGCUUGCCUAGCAACAGCAUGGCGCUCUGGGUCUUUUUUUUCCGAACAAAGAAGAAGCAUCCUGCCGUGAUUUACAUGGCCAACCUGGCCUUGGCAGACCUCCUCUCAGUCAUCUGGUUCCCCCUGAAGAUCGCCUAUCACAUACAUGGCAACAACUGGUUUUACGGGGAAGGCCUCUGCAAGGUGCUUAUCGGCUUCUUCUAUGGUAACAUGUACUGCUCUGUUCUCUUCAUGACCUGCCUCAGUGUGCAGCGAUACUGGGUCAUCGUGAACCCCAUAGUGCACCCCAGGAAGAACGCAAACAUUGCCAUCGGGGUCUCUGUGGGAAUAUGGCUGCUGAUUCUGCUGGUCACCAUCCCCUUGUAUGUCAUGAAGCAGACCAUCUACAUCCCAGCCCUUAACAUCACGACCUGUCAUGACGUCCUGCCCGAGGAGGUGCUGGUGGGGGACAUGUUCAAUUACUUCCUCUCCCUGGCCAUUGGCGUCUUUCUGUUCCCGGCUCUCCUCACAGCAUCUUCCUAUGUGCUCAUGAUCCGAGCACUCCGAUCUUCUGCCAUGGAUGAACACUCGGGGAAGAAAAGGCACAGGGCCGUCAAGCUCAUCAUUACCGUCCUGGUCAUGUACCUCGUCUGCUUCACACCUAGUAACCUUCUACUUGUGGUGCAUUAUUUCCUGAUUAAGAGCCGAGGCCAGAGCCAUGUGUAUGCCCUGUACAUCACCGCCCUCUGUCUGUCCACCCUCAACAGCUGCAUUGACCCCUUCAUCUAUUACUUUGUCUCUCAAGAUUUUAGGGACCACGCCAAGAAUGCUCUCCUCUGUCGCAGUGUUCGCACUGUGAAGCGGAUGCAGAUCUCCCACACCUCCACGAAAUUCUCCAGGAAGUCCAGCUCUUAUUCUUCAAGUUCAACCAGUGUUAAAGCUUCCUCCUGAGCUUCCCCACUCCACAGGAAGAAGCUUCCUUCCUGGGGAGGGGCUGGUGUUUCCUACCAUGCAGCUUCUCCCAGGACUGCUGGGGGCUUCCCUGCCUGCAGGGGAACAGCUCCCCAUGUUAACCCAGUCAGCAGUAUCAGACUCUGCUAUUCAGAUGGCCUGGAAACUGAUCUGACCAAAGCAGAUUUUUUUAGAAGGUGGUGAAAAGACAGAAACCUGUCAUGCAGAAACUACACCUGGCAUGAAGACGAGGCUUCUAGUUGAAAGUAAUUUUUCUAAAUCUGGGGUCCAUCCGAGCCUUUUUAGGGGUUAAGGCCCCAGAGAGCAUCUCUCCAACUCUCCAGCUUUUCAGAUGAGGAAGCUAACUUGGUGAAUGGGCUGCUGGAGUCAGAAUCCCAGCUAAUUGCAGGGAGCUCCGGAAGGGAGCUCUGGCGGGACAACAGAACCCACAGGUCCAGUGAGUGGCUCUAGAUUCUUCACCGAAGUUGGCAAGGGUUAUGAUAAAUGUAGGCUCCUUGGGGGGGUAAGGACAGCUCAGUCCACAGGAACCAGAUCCUCUACAAGGCUUGUGCUGUCCACGCAUCAGAAAGCCAGAGAACCCUUGGCCUGAGAGCUUGCACAAUGGUUUCUGAAAAGAAAAGCUAAGAAGAACAUUUCACGUCUCUUACUAUUCUGCUAGUAAUGAAAUUUGUUGUUGAUGUACUAGGACUUUAAGUUAUUUCUUUAUUAUUCCUUUGAGCUUUUGCCUGUGUUAUAAUCCCAGAAAAAUUUGUGGAUCUUAAACAUGGUAAUCAACUUUGUUAUAAGAUCUUACCGCAGUCUGAGUAAUAGACUUAGUUUUACAACUAAGGGGGAUAUUUACCACUUAGUAUUUUUAAAAGUUAUUGUUGGGAUAUUUAUUGUCAAGCUUUGUUCACCUGUUAUCAAAUAGGAAAUUACAGAGACUUCACAGGGUUAGAACCACAUUCGUUUGGGAAAUAGCGUGAAUGGAAAGGGCUUGCAACAUAUUUAAGAGGAGGCUGGGGAUUUAGCUCAGUAGUUCCAGCGCCUGCCUUGAAAGCACAAGGUCCUGAGUUCAAUCCCCGUUACCAAAAAAAAACCAACCAUAUUUAAGAGGUACUUGACUCCAAAGUGACUAUGCACCUGCUGUAUUUGUGACUUUUAAAAAUUGUUUUAUUGUAUGAUUGGUUUAUAAAUAAUACAUUGCUUUUUUUUUUACAACUUA